Messenger RNA from Leptosia nina, 318 nucleotides. The record is from the annotation of a GenBank genome assembly. Lineage: Eukaryota; Metazoa; Arthropoda; Insecta; Lepidoptera; Pieridae.
AUGACCCCGGAAAUGAAAAACGUGUAUGUUGAUCAAGAUGGGAACAUACAAUUUCAAGGAUAUUUACUAGAGGAGGGUGAAACGGAGUCAGAAGACAAACCAACAACCAGUCUUACGGAAGAAGCUUUAACUAAGAUAUUGGCAAAAUUUAGUGAAGUGAAAAAGGAUAGUAUAAAAAAGCUCACAGAUAAAUUUGUGAUUGAGAAAUAUAGUAGAGGAUUGGAACAUUUAGUCAAGAAGAAUUGGGAUGAAAAAAAAUUCCUUCGACAAAACCGUCAAAGAGAAAGAUGGAAAGGAUCAGCCGUGCAAGAUAUGUGA